CUCCCCGGCGCGCUGGGCGGGGUGUGCGGCGGGCGGCUUCGCGGGCAGGCGCGGGCCCCAAGGCAGCGGCUGCGCCCUGCGCGGGGAGGAGCCGGGGGCGGGCGGGCGGUCGGCCGGCAGGCGGGGGCUGGGGCCCGAGGCGGGGAGUGCCCCGGCGGCGACGACGGCAGCGGCGACGACGGCAGCGGCGGCGCAGCAGGCUCGGUGCGUGGGUCGGCUGCGGCUCGGGGUCCGCCCGCGGACUGCGGUGCGAGCGGGCGGCCCAGCUCUCCUACCCCCGCCCGCCGCCGCCACUGUGAUUGGGUGGAAGAUGGCGCUGGGCGGAUGGAAAUCCUAAUGACAGUCUCCAAAUUCGCCUCCAUCUGUACCAUGGGCGCCAAUGCCUCGGCAUUAGAGAAAGAGAUUGGUCCAGAACAGUUUCCGGUCAACGAGCACUAUUUUGGAUUAGUCAACUUUGGGAAUACCUGCUACUGCAACUCAGUCCUCCAAGCACUUUAUUUCUGUCGUCCAUUUCGGGAAAAGGUUCUAGCAUACAAGAGUCAGCCCAGAAAGAAGGAGAAUCUCCUUACAUGCUUAGCAGAUCUCUUCCACAGCAUAGCCACUCAGAAGAAGAAGGUUGGAGUAAUUCCUCCUAAGAAGUUUAUAACAAGAUUACGGAAAGAAAAUGAGCUUUUUGACAACUACAUGCAGCAGGAUGCCCAUGAAUUCUUAAAUUACCUACUAAACACAAUUGCUGACAUUUUACAAGAAGAGAGAAAGCAGGAGAAGCAAAAUGGCCGUUUACCCAAUGGUAAUAUUGACAGUGAAAAUAACAACAGCACACCAGACCCAACGUGGGUUCACGAGAUUUUUCAGGGAACAUUAACUAAUGAAACCAGAUGUCUUACUUGUGAAACUAUAAGCAGCAAAGAUGAAGAUUUUUUAGACCUUUCUGUUGACGUGGAACAAAAUACAUCAAUUACUCACUGUUUAAGGGGUUUUAGCAACACAGAAACUCUAUGCAGUGAAUAUAAAUAUUACUGUGAAGAAUGUCGUAGCAAACAGGAAGCACACAAACGGAUGAAAGUUAAAAAACUGCCCAUGAUUUUAGCUCUCCACCUGAAGAGAUUUAAAUACAUGGAUCAGCUUCAUCGAUAUACAAAGCUUUCUUACCGGGUAGUUUUUCCUUUAGAACUUCGUUUAUUUAACACGUCAGGUGACGCAACCAACCCUGACCGAAUGUAUGACCUUGUUGCCGUUGUGGUUCACUGUGGAAGUGGUCCCAAUCGAGGCCAUUAUAUUGCAAUAGUUAAGAGUCAUGAUUUCUGGUUAUUGUUUGAUGAUGACAUUGUAGAAAAAAUAGAUGCACAAGCUAUUGAAGAAUUCUACGGGUUGACAUCAGAUAUCUCAAAGAACUCUGAGUCUGGUUACAUCCUUUUCUAUCAGUCUCGGGACUGAAAGGGGACCAUGGUGAAGAGAUACUUUCUGCCUCACUUCUUCUCUGGCUAAUUGGGAAAGAAUCAAGCACUGAUUUUUCAAGAAAAGAGACAUGCAGGAAGCUCAGGGGGCAGUAACUCACUUUGCACACAAUAAAGCAAAGACUAUGAUUAACAAGCUCUUCCUAUCAUGGUAGUUGAUUUAUUUGCUCAGGUAUCAUGCUGUCUGUGGAAUUCCAUAUAACAAGGAUACGAAAUCAGAGAUACCAGCUCCUCUUGUUAAACAGCCUUCCAGUAACUGACAUGCAUCUUCUCUUUAUUAAUUGCACCAAUAAUGAUAUGAACUCCUUGGGGGUGCAGAAGAAAGAAUAGGAAUCUAUGCUAGGUUAUAUUGAUGACAUUGAACACACUGCAUACAUUUGCCUGUGCUGAUGAUGUACAGCAAGAACAUUUGGUCUUUUCAAGCACGAACCAGAAAUACUCUGGGCCCAACACUUGCAGUUGCCUUCCUGAUGUAUUUAAAAACAAAACAAAAACAUAUAUAUAUAUAUAUAUAUAUAUAUAAAAUAAAACCUUAGAAUCCAGUGUCAGGAAGACAAAUAUGUUUUGCUUCUCUGAAGAAGCUUAUAAUAAUAUACAGUAUAUGUAUAUGUAGGGAACAAUUGGUCAAAAGUGGCUUUUUGUUUCCCCAAGGGGAAAGACUGGCUUUGUAAUUAUAAUUUUUUUCUUAUUUAUUUUGCUUAAAACUGGUAGAGUCUAAGUAUUGUAUGAAGUGCCCAUGAUUCUGUCAGUAAAUUUGAGCAUAUUUUUAUUAGUUUUUGUCAGUUUAACUAGACCUUUUGUUUAUUUUUUUAAGGUGAAUUUUUAAACUACUUUAAAAUCAGUAAGAUCUUAAGGAAUUGAGCGAGAGAAGGUAAUUUUUUUUUUCAGGAGAAACUGAUAUCUCUGGCAAAAUAUUUGUCCUUUUAUAGUGUAUAAAUCAGUUUUUUAACUUUAAUUUCAGUAAAAUAAACUAUCAAAAAUUUCCUGUAGUUUGUAGAAUGAUAAAAUAAUUCUGGUGCAGCAGUGGUAUAUCAAUCUUUAGAAUUCUUAAAACUCUAAUGUUUAAAUUGAGGCCACUCUUGGACAGUUUAUGUCUUAGCAGUUAUGUUACUUUCAAAUGUUGUUCUUUACCCUGGAAAGAAGUGACCUAUUCAUUAUAACCAUAGCAGCUCGAGUAGCUGACUUUAAAAACAAAUCAGAACAAAACAAGUUUUUAGAAAAACAAGCAUUUGAAGAUUGAAGUUUAAUGAAGUAGACCAAGAAGACACAAAGAGAAUCUCUCCCCACCCCCAGCCCCCAUUACAAAUCUUAUUGAAAGGUUGUUCUGAAAUUAAACUUGGUUAGAAUUUCAUUAUGUUGAGAGUUUGAGAAGUAAUAUAUGUCAUACAAAAUCUAAGUAAACCAUUGCAGUGGACACUUCUAUGCAUCAGUGAGUUGUAUGACAGUGGCCGAAUGUAACUUGCAAAAAAUAAUUGAGAUUUUAUUCAGAAUAAUAGAAAUCAGGCCUUGGAUGUUCUUUAUCAAAGUCUUUUUUCAGGCAAUGAUCUUUUUUUUAUUGCUGCAAUUUUCUAAACUUAUUUACUAAUGCUGUUGAAUAUGAUAAACAACAUCAAAAGAAUGUUUUUGUCUGCUGCUAUUAAUGUUUGUUAUCUGUAUCUUUUCGCUCAGGAAAUGACUUCACCUAUUCAUUUCAUGAACCAGAUCUUUAACAGGGUUACUUAACAAAUUGGGAGAAAAUUAUCAUGUAUUUUGACAAAUUGCAUUUUUCAGAUGUAGUUUCUAAAGCCUUACCCUGACUGGAAAUGUUUUCUAUAAAUUGCCUGCCAACAGUGCACAGAGAACUACCACCAAGGAUGUGGAGAAGGUCAUAGUAGUGGACUUGAUACAUUUUUUAAUUUUGAGGACUGAUGCCAAAAUUAUCUUGGAAUUUAAAGCUCUGUUUUGCAGCUUUCAGUCCACAAAGAGUAAAGCGAGGCCAAAUCAUAUCUUACAUGAGCUAGGCCACAGCAUGUAUAAGAUAGAUGAAGUCAUUUGCAUAAAGGUACAGCAUUGGAAAUACUAUAUUGUGUUUGUUUUCACGUUUUGCAUUUUUAAAAAAUACAGUAAAAGCCAAGGUGAAAUUUCAUAUUAAGGCAAGUUAAUAGUAUUUUAUUGUUCCGUGAUAGUCACACACUGUUCACAUCUACAACAUAUUUAAUAGUAUGAUUUGUCAAGGGAGCGUCUAUGCAGUGAUGGUUCUCAGUUUCCUUUUACUCUCAGUGCAGCUGCACUUAAAUUGUCUUGAAGCUUAUCAGACACUCAGUAGACUUUGAAGACAUACAGGGUUAGGAUUGGGAGAAAAAUACAGCUAGAGUAAGUAAGAAAAGGGACCCAUGGUGAGAUUGUGUGAGGUUGUCUGUUGGUUGACUGUUAAUUGAAAUGAGGGGGCAGGUUUGAGCUAUAAGUGGUGGCUGAUUGCUAUCUGACUAUGUACAUGUUUGCUGGGAUGGUUGUCCCAUAUUUUGUAUAUUGGAAUAAAAAUUUCUAUAAAUUAUCAUAAUUGAAAGUGAAUAUCCUACAUUAAGCCUCACUUCUAAGUCAUAUGGCUUCUGUCUUGGAGACUUAACCUAGAGAAGAUUCCUUCAGACAAGAGCCAUGGAACUUCAGGAAAAUGGAAAAAAAGAAAUGUGUAAUAUAUGCGUCUUUUUGCCUCUAUAACCAUCAGUCUAGGGUUUUUCUUUCCUUGGUGGCAGUAGAAAGACCUCAUUUUCAUAACAUACUACUCUUGAUAUUUCUUUGAAGAUACGUACCAUUCAAGAUUCUCUCCUGAGGUAUUUAACUGGGAGCUGGGAGGCUAAUGGCGCUCAGGUCCUGGCUCUUCAGUGGACUUAACUCUGUGGCCUUGGGCAAGCCACUUAACCUCUCUGUGCUUCAGCCUCCCUCUCUUGUAAAAUGGGAGUAAUACCUACCUCACAGGGUUGUUGUGGGGAUUAAUUCGAUAUAAUGUCUGUAAAGUAUCUAAGGUUCUUGAAGAAGGCGCUAUAUAAAUACAAAAUAUUAAAGUUGGUUUAUUUGUG
Erinaceus europaeus (western European hedgehog) is the source of this 4513-nucleotide messenger RNA. It is a transcript of the gene USP12, whose product is annotated as ubiquitin specific peptidase 12. The coding region runs from base 325 to 1437 and encodes 370 amino acids. Gene Ontology annotation, biological process: protein deubiquitination. The transcript is spliced from 9 exons. NCBI's taxonomy places the organism in Eukaryota, Metazoa, Chordata, Mammalia, Eulipotyphla, Erinaceidae. Gene Ontology annotation, cellular component: nucleus; cytosol. Gene Ontology annotation, molecular function: cysteine-type deubiquitinase activity; cysteine-type endopeptidase activity. The record is from RefSeq and is a predicted model, not a curated record.